AUGGAUAGAAUAAAAGAAAAAAUUGCUACGUACAAGGCAGAAGCCGAGUCAUGGCAAGAUAAAUACGAUGAGUUGAAUAAUAAGUUAAAAGAACUUGAACAAGAUAAUACUGAAAAGGAAAACUCGAUUAAAUCAUUAAAUGCGAAGAAUCAACAAUUGGAUACUCAAGUAGAGAAAUUGGAAGGAGAAUUAGUUGAAUUGAAACAAAGUUUGAAAGAUUCCACUACUUUACAAGCCCAUAAUGAAUCAUUUAAUAGAAAAAAUGAAGAAUUAGAAACAAAUUUAGAUGAGACUGAUACCAAACUAAAAGAAACUCAAGAGAUAUUGAGGGAAACAGAUUUAAAUGCAGAGAAAUUACAAAGAAAAGUAAUGGCGUUGGAACAAGAGCAUGAUUUAACGGAACAGAAAAACGAAGAAUUAACCAUUAAAUAUAAUGCAGCUAAGAAAGAAUUAGAUGAAAUUGCAGCAUCGUUGGAAAAUUUAUAA
This is a messenger RNA of Maudiozyma barnettii, 486 nucleotides long. RefSeq names its product tropomyosin TPM2 (gene TPM2). The record is from RefSeq and is a predicted model, not a curated record. Bases 1 to 486 code for a protein of 161 amino acids. Lineage: Eukaryota; Fungi; Ascomycota; Saccharomycetes; Saccharomycetales; Saccharomycetaceae. The transcript has a single exon.